AUGACAGCUUCCUGCGUUUAUGAUGUGUUCUUGUCUUUCAACGGUGUUGAUACUCGUAAGAAAUUUACGAGCCACCUCUUGACCGCUUUGAAUCACCAUCGUUUUUACAUGUUCAUAGAUGACACUAGACUCACAAGAGGAGAAGAAAUUGGUCGCGGAUUGCUCGAAGCAAUAGAGCAAUCUAAGGUCUCCAUUAUCGUAUUUUCAAAGAACUAUGAUUCCUCAAGAUGGUGCCUUGACGAGCUUGUCAAGAUCAUGGAUUGCAAGAGUGCAUUCAAUCAGACUGUUAUUCCAUCUUUUAUGACGUCCAACCCUCCGACGUUCGCUCACAGAAGGGUUGUUAUGCAGAAGCAUUUGCUAGUCACAAAAAACGGUUCAACUUUGAAUCAUUGA
Molecule: messenger RNA, 393 nt
Organism: Cornus florida
Lineage: Eukaryota; Viridiplantae; Streptophyta; Magnoliopsida; Cornales; Cornaceae
Product: TMV resistance protein N-like
Exons: 1
Coding region: 1-393 (130 amino acids)
Biological process (GO): signal transduction
Source: RefSeq, a predicted model, not a curated record